Molecule: messenger RNA, 760 nt
Organism: Amoebophrya sp. A120
Lineage: Eukaryota; Dinophyceae; Syndiniales; Amoebophryaceae
Source: the annotation of a GenBank genome assembly
GGUGCGACCGCGCUUUGCGAAGGCCCCGACUUUCACCUGUGCAUCGCGGGCCGCCGCAUCGUCGCAUGGGACGCAAGCUUCAAUCCCUGGAAGGACCUCUUUUCCCCCAAUGGUGAGGUGUGGUCAGGCGCUCAGAUUGUUCGGAGUGAUACAUCUCCAGGUGCGAUGGCGGGCAGGAUCAAGACGGCAGAGUGGUUCGGAAACCCCCCGGAGAAAUGGAGUGCAUACGAAUUCGGGCACAGCAAACCCGCACGACUGACCAGUUCCGAAACUGUCUCCGAGCGUAGGCGGUGUCGUAGCGCCCCACGGUGCUCCUCGCUGCGCUUCGGGGAAAGCAAGCCAUACUUCGUUCCGUCCAGUAGUUCCAGUUCCGCUUCCUCUGCAGACGAUCUGGAGGAAUUUCGUCCUGCCGAGCGCACUCUGUGGGCGGAUGCUGUAAAAGGUGGGAACACGACAGAGCAGGGUGCUGCCGGCGAGGGCGUUGAUCCGAAGAUACAAAGCUGCUUGUCCGCUUUCAGCCCGUGCGAGGAAUACCUGGUUGCAUGGACCGCCUCGGAAGUGCUGCUGUACCAAAUAGACGUCACGAAGUUUCGAGUGCAGAUGCACCAGCUGUCCGCACUUCCUGCCUGGGCACAGUGUCUGUGGCCGAUAACGGCACCACCGGGGGACGGUCGGAUCGAUCGGGGGCCGAAGCCGGAUGGUGCGGCUCCCCAGGGCGGCCCGGGGGAUGUUGAGGACGUCGCAAUGAAACCGGUGCGGC